CGGCCUGGCUGAGCGCAGCCGGGAUGGGGCCCCACGGAUCCCAAGAGAGUAGAGAAGUGGGUUUCCUCCUGAGUCCAGUUGGUGCAGCAGCCAGCGUCGGGGUGGAAUUUAUAACCCGGAACGCUAAUUUUGAGUGAACUGGGGCUACCAGGCUUCCAAACCUUGAUGACAGCUCGUUUACCUAAGGAGGAACACAGAGCCUUGGUGUUGGAGUCCAAGACCUUGCUCUGGCUGCGCAACUUGUGACCUUGUAACAUUCUUAUCUGAAAUGAAAGAUGAUGUCUGACCAGGAUUGCCGGUCCACCCCUGGGAAACUGUAACAACAGCUGCAAUGCAGAAAUACCCAAACCCUAUGAACCCCAGUGUGGUUGGAGUUGAUGUGCUGGACAGACAUAUAGAUCCCUCUGGAAAGCUGCACAGCCACAGACUUCUCAGCACAGAGUGGGGACUGCCUUCCAUUGUGAAGUCUAUUAUUGGUGCAGCAAGAACCAAAACAUAUGUUCAAGAACAUUCUGUAGUUGAUCCUGUAGAGAAAAUAAUGGAACUUAAAUCUACUAACAUUUCAUUUACAAAUAUGGUUUCAGUAGAUGAGAGACUUACAUACAAACCACAUCCUCAGGACCCAGAAAAAACUGUUUUGACUCAGGAGGCCAUAAUCACUGUGAAAGGAGUCAGCCUCAGCAGUUACCUUGAAGGCCUGAUGGCAAGCACAAUAUCUUCCAAUGCGAAUAAAGGCCGAGAAGCAAUGGAAUGGGUAAUACAUAAAUUAAAUGCUGAGAUCGAAGAAUUGGCAGCUUCAGCAAGAGGAAGCAUAAGGACUCCAAUGGCAGCGGCCGCAUUUGUAGAGAAAUGAUAAAGUUGGUGUCCAGCAACGGGUCCCCCAGGUCUCUCCAAAAUGACAGUAUAUUUAUUUGUUAUUUAAAAAUCACAACUAUAUUUUAGGUAGUAUUUUUUUUUUGAUAAGCUGGAGUGAGGCUAUGUGAUUUUUAUCAAAAGAAAGAUACAGGGGUUCUAAAUCACAGGGAUCAUCUGAUGUUAGUAUGACUUGAAAUGACUACUUGUUAGGUUUCCAGUAUCUAUAUGAAAAUGUAACCAUUUUUUUAAGAAUACUUGG
Fukomys damarensis (Damara mole-rat) is the source of this 1114-nucleotide messenger RNA. RefSeq names its product PRELI domain containing 3B (gene Prelid3b). The transcript is spliced from 6 exons. The coding region runs from base 332 to 853 and encodes 173 amino acids. Lineage: Eukaryota; Metazoa; Chordata; Mammalia; Rodentia; Bathyergidae. Gene Ontology annotation, biological process: phospholipid transport. The record is from RefSeq and is a predicted model, not a curated record. Gene Ontology annotation, molecular function: phosphatidic acid transfer activity. Gene Ontology annotation, cellular component: mitochondrial intermembrane space.